This is a messenger RNA of Arachis duranensis, 1265 nucleotides long. RefSeq lists its product as uncharacterized. Bases 1 to 831 code for a protein of 276 amino acids. NCBI's taxonomy places the organism in Eukaryota, Viridiplantae, Streptophyta, Magnoliopsida, Fabales, Fabaceae. The record is from RefSeq and is a predicted model, not a curated record. The transcript has 5 exons.
AUGUUGAGGCCAUCAUCCGCUUCUGCCACCAGUCAAGCUGUCGACCCUGAGGAAGGCAUUGAUUUGAAACUGCAGGUGCAAGAGCUCACUCAGAGCCUUCAUCAGCAGGCUCAUGAGUUGAUCGAUCAUCGGGAGAUCCUUGAACACCCCUCUACCACCGCCAUCCACCCUCACCUUGUUACCCCUCACCAACACAGAAAAAAAAAGAAAGGAAAAGAAAGAAAUGGUGAGAGCUUGAGGGAAGAGAGGGAGAAUCAGAGCUGUGGGAGAAGAGAGAAGCAGAGCAAGACAGCGCCGGUGUCGUGGGUCUCGCCACCACCGUUGACGCUGCUGUGGACUGCGAAGCCGCCGCCGCUUCCACUGACGAAGAGGAGAGAAGGGGACGCCGUUGAGCAAACCGUGCGAGAGAGGGAGCUGCCUUCCACGCGUCGCCAUCAUCGAGUCCGAGGCGGAGAGGAGGAGCGCGAGCGGGAGGAAGAAGCCGUCGCCAUCGCCGUUUGUGCUCCGUCAUCGCUGCCGUUCGUGAACCAGACGCCGUCGCCAUCAGAAGCUCUUGCCGCCGCCGAGAAUCCCAUCACUGUCAGAUCCAUUGCAUCGCCGUUGGGGGGCUUCGAAGGGGGAGAAGAAGCUGAUUCCAUUACACCCGCUGCCGGAGGGGGAACCAGCUGCGCCACCGCGCCUCUGUCGCCGGGAAACGCUGCUGCCGCUGUCGAGAUCCACUGCCGCUCUGUUUCUGAGUUUUUCCUUUGUUACGGAUUGAUUUCUCGUUGUUGCAUGUCGCGUUUGGGAUUGCCGCCGUUGCUGCGAGGGUGGAAUGAGCUGUGGUUGUGACUGCUGAAGGUGAGCUCCUUUCGACCCAGUUCUUUCAGACUUUCAGUGUCAAUUUCAGAGUUGAAAGAGAAUCAUCCCGAGUUUGCACUUGUUCUUGACACCAGUGGUGAUAAGCUUCCUAAUACAUUCAACUUGGUGUACAAGAGUGUUCCUGUGCAUGAUGUUACUGUAGGAUCAUAUAUCCUUGUUGGUGCUGGUGAGGUGUGUUACACUUAUUAGAAGCUUUUCCAUGAGAAAGAAGAUGGAUAAACAUAAUGGAGUUUGUAAUUUGUAGUUUAUAUUUUAGAGAUUUAUAAUUUCUUAUUUUUUUUCUUGUCCUAUGUAUUUAUCUAGUUCAUUAGAGUUCUUCAAUGUGUCUUGUUAGUUUGUACUUUAAUGUUUAUAUGUUGAAUAUUUAUAAAACAAUUUUUGUUAAAUGAAAGAUAUUUGAACUA